This is a messenger RNA of Dentiscutata erythropus, 363 nucleotides long. Lineage: Eukaryota; Fungi; Glomeromycota; Glomeromycetes; Diversisporales; Gigasporaceae. The record is from the annotation of a GenBank genome assembly.
AUGCCUUUUUGUACUUCAUGUUCACAUACCCUUUCUUCUGAAGAAUUUAUAUAUGAAGGCAAGAGCUAUAAAACUUGUGCUAGGUGUAUGAUUAAAAUUAAAAGCAAACCUGUUGAAAAAGACAAAUUAUAUAAUGAAAAAACUAUCAUUGAAGUAAUUUUUGUUCAAGAUAUUAGUAAUUAUAUUGCUAAUGCAAUUGCUGAUUUAGAAAAUCAUUCAAAGCUUUCACUUGCCUUUAGUAUUUCUUUUGAUGAAGUGACGCUUAAUACUGUAGGUACAGAUGUUAAGACAAUGGCUAAAUUAAUAAUUGAUGAAAUUGAGAAAGAUACUUCUAACUUUUCAAAUAAAAGCUUAAUCUGUUAA